AAAUUUAAAUUCAUAUUUUCAAAUCUAACUCAAGAAACCUAGAUUCAAUAUAUUCAAAAUAAUAAUAAUAAUAAUAAUAAUGAAAUUCAACGUCUUACAAAGACGAAUCGUUUCCAUUUUACUCUGCGUCUUUGCACCAGGCGAAGAAGGUGAGGGCUUGGGGGUCAGAGAAGAUCGUCUUAGCCUUGUUGAUGUUGACAAUGGUGGUUUCGAAAGCGUUGUGAGACUCAGGGAGGUUAAAGAUGGAAGAGGUGUAGUUGGAAGCGCUGGUAGCAGACAUCCUUGGACCGUUGCCGGAGCGAAUAAAGGAAGGGAGUUUAAGGGAGGGGAAGGUGACGGAGAAGGAGAGGUUGAGGGCAAGGAGGGGUCUGGGGGUUGCGGAGACAGGUUGGAGACAGGUUGGAGACCUGGAGAAUGAUAUUAAUUUUCACUUGUGAUGGUAGUUCUCGAGAACGAUGAGAGAGAAAGAAACGGGUGAAGGGAAGAAGAAAAGUAUACUUUAGUCUUUUGGGUUUUUUGGGUCAUUAGUCUUUUAGCUUUUAACUUUUAAAUUGAUUUUUCUGUUAAAUCCAAAUCAACAUUACUUUUGUCC
Rubroshorea leprosula is the source of this 592-nucleotide messenger RNA. NCBI's taxonomy places the organism in Eukaryota, Viridiplantae, Streptophyta, Magnoliopsida, Malvales, Dipterocarpaceae. The record is from the annotation of a GenBank genome assembly.